AUGCUUAUUCCUAAGGCCGACCGCAAGGCGAUCCACGAGGCUCUCUUCCGUGAGGGAGUUCUCGUGGCCCAGAAGGACUACAACCUUCCUGAGCACCCCGAGAUUCCCGUCAAGAACCUGUAUGUCAUCAAGGCUAUGCAGUCUCUGAACAGCCGUGGCUACGUCAAGACUCAGUUCUCUUGGCAAUACUACUACUACACCCUGACCCCCGAGGGUCUCGACUACCUGCGCGAGUGGCUCCACCUCCCCGCCGAGAUCGUUCCUGCCACCCACAUCAAGCAGCAGCGCUCUCACGCUCCUCCUCGUGGCAUGCUCGGAGAAGAGGAGCGCCGCCGACCUUUUGGUCGUGGCCGUGGCGACCGUGGUGACCGUGAGGGCGGCUACCGCCGCCGCGAUGCUGGUGAGGGCAAGGAGGGUGGUGCCCCUGGCGAGUUCAACCCUCAGUUGUAA
Molecule: messenger RNA, 450 nt
Organism: Cryphonectria parasitica EP155
Lineage: Eukaryota; Fungi; Ascomycota; Sordariomycetes; Diaporthales; Cryphonectriaceae
Exons: 4
Coding region: 1-450 (149 amino acids)
Cellular component (GO): cytosolic small ribosomal subunit
Molecular function (GO): RNA binding; structural constituent of ribosome
Source: RefSeq, a predicted model, not a curated record